Molecule: messenger RNA, 195 nt
Organism: Peronospora matthiolae
Lineage: Eukaryota; Oomycota; Peronosporomycetes; Peronosporales; Peronosporaceae
Source: the annotation of a GenBank genome assembly
AUGGAAGACGAAGACGUUGCAAUCUGUCUGCUGCUCUGUCUUUCAAAGAGCUACGAAAAUGUGGUGCUCAACAAGAAAACGAGCAGCGCCGAGCUUCGUACCCAAGGUGUGGUGAGAGUGCUGACGAAUGAGCACGCCGAGCGUCGAGGAGAAAAAGGGACAACAACAGCGACUACGGUGAAGGCUGAAGGCUGA